AUGGAAAAAGCGAAAGCGUACAUAAAGAGCUCGUUGAAUACGAGCGGGGGGCCGAACCCGAGCCCCCCGGCGACCAACGGCACCGCUAACAACGGCAACACCACGCCCGGACCGGGCAAGUCGCCAGUUUCACCGGCACCCGCCAGCGCACCCGCUUCCGCGCCUGCUACGCCCGCCGCUCGCGAACCCACCAACGACGAGCGCGUCUGCUUCGUAUGCGGUGGGACGGGGUUCAGCGAUUAUUUUAGCAUCAGGGUGAAGCCGGAUCCUCAGACGACCGAGCCGUACUUCCCGUUCCUCGGGGGGCACGCACCACCGACGGGCUAUCGGAGCGAAGGUGAUGAAGAAGGCACUGUAAAAUGCUGCUGCGUCUGUUACACGUUUCUGCGCUCGCAAUGGGAGCAAUACGACCGCGAGAACAAGCCGCACACGCAGAGGUUUUAUUGGAUGAAGCGGCUCGAUGGAAAGCCUUUUAUAGGAGCUGACAUGUCAUUCCAAGGCGAAUACGCAGCGCAGGUGUUAGGACUCGGGGCUGAUGGGAACGCUCGGGACGAUACACCCACAGCACCAGCACCAACCACGCCUCGCCCUGCCUCGCGACCCUUAGCCGAGGCGCCCGCAAGAACAACAUCGCCCAAGAAAGAGAACCAUGUCAAGUUCAACAACGUUAAUCGGACGAGGUUUCCAGUCGGCGCUGGUGUUGAAGAAGAAGGUGUAUUAGAUCUCCGGGCACGGGAUCCAUCUGUGAUAUCGGUCGGAUCGCAGCAUUCUGGAACAUCAGAACCUGCAGGCUAUUUGGACGCUGUCAGAUCAACUGUAUCCGUAUACUCCGGCAAUUCAAACUCGAGUUCGGACCGCGACAUCUUAGACCUAUCGAUGCCCGACAAGAACUGCAUGACGGAGGUGUGCUACGUGUGCGGUGAUGAAUACAGACGCGGUGCCCUGGUCAACCUUCAUACCAAUUCGCCGAAGGACAAGUGUAGUAAACAGCCGUACUUUCCGAUCUUCGGGGAGCAGCACCCGCGCCCGCCGCGAUCAAGGCCGAAAGAUGCGCAGGGUACAGUCCGCGCGUGCGCAGCUUGCCACACGCAUCUCAUGCACCAAUGGAGCACCUAUCAGAUGCGCGGUGUACCACCCCACGAGCGCGUAUAUACGCUUCGUACGAGACCGCCAUCCCUUCUACCUCCAUCCCCUUUAAGCCUGGCGUCGAGUGGUGACAAAUCCGCGGCGCACGCGCAUUCGCCUUCCUUAGAUCGACCGCCCAGCCAGAGCACGGCUACUUUCGUCUGUUAUGUCUGCGGCGUCUCUGCACCGAGUUCUCAACUAAGACUGGUCUAUUGCUGUCCGAAUCCAGAACGAGAGCCCUAUUAUCCAUUUAUUUAUUCCCUCAAGCCCCAUCCAGAUGCUAGCCCCAUUAGUCCGCAGGGUAUGGUGCAAAUAUGCGCGUCGUGCAAUAAGAGCAUCCCACACAAGUAUCCCGCCUACAGCGAGAACGGCGAGCUCAAUAUUAACAACGCACACACCAACAAUAACAUUAGAUUUAAGCCAUAUGAAAUAAAAAGUUCUAGUGGAGCGACGAAACGGCCGUCCAAUGCGCUCGCGGCCAGUCCGCAUGCGCAACUCGUCAGCGGGGAAAAUGGCAUGGGUCUCUAUAGGUGCUACGUCUGCGCGGGCUUAUUCCCGCAGCAGUCUAUGGAGUGGCUGUCAACGAGUGCUGAAUACAUGAACUCGCACGCGAUGCAUUUCCCCUGCCUCGCCGUGUGCGGCGCGGGCGCAGCCGCUUCGGGCGCCACGCCGCGCGGCGGUCGCGUAUUGGCCUGUUCGAGAUGUGUGAGGCAUCUGGCGAGGCAAUGGGAGCUGAUGGACGCGGAGAGGGUACCUUUAGAACACAGAAGGUAUAAUAUACCUUCACCGCUUCCUUCAAACUCUUCAGUUAACGGGGAACGAGUGAUCCCUACACCUCCUUCGACUACCUCCGAUCGGACGGUGGCUAGUAAUAGUGCAUGCACGUCGAUAUAUUGUUUCCUGUGCGGCCUGCACUCCGACUUUACACUGGCGCGGAUACUGUACGGGCAACCCCAGGGCAACGCGCCUUACUUCCCCUGCCUAUUAACCCACCAGAGUCAUCCAAAUGCGGAGCAACUUCGGGAUAACGGUUCCGCCCUAGUCUGUACAUUCUGUUACCAUUCCUUACUCAGUCAAUGGAGGAGAUACGAGGAGAGUGGUAGUUACCCCGCUGAGCGGCGCGUCUACAAUACGCACGACUACCACUGCCACCUGUGCGCCGUUAAGACUUACCGAAAACGAGUGCGCGCGCUACCUAUCAAAGAAUUUCCAUUUUUAAGUCAAAGAAGAACUGAAAAUUCGUUAUUAUUAGAAAAUGGCGACUACGCUGUUGUAUGUUUAGAUUGUUAUGAGAGUUUAAGGACGCAGGCGCAAGACUACGAGCGGCGCGGGGUGCCGGUCGAGAAGCGUGAAUAUAAUUGGCUGCAACAGCCGCCUCCGCCCGAGGACAGCGCUGACGUCACAAUAGCGAGGUUACCUUCAGGAGACAGAUCAGACAAGCUGAUUCCUCAGUCGCUGGUGGUGUCUCGUGGCAACAGCAAGCGACACAGCCCGAAGCAGCCGGAACGUCGCCCGCCCUCCGCUGCUAUUCCGCCCGGCCUAGCGCUACCAGCUAUGUCACUGCCCUCUCAGCAUUCACAGCCGUCCGCCCUGGCGCUCACCGCGCAUAAAAUCGACAAACACGAUCAAGAGUACCUCGAUGCCAAGUUCGCUUGCAUCUCUUGA
Molecule: messenger RNA, 2790 nt
Organism: Leptosia nina
Lineage: Eukaryota; Metazoa; Arthropoda; Insecta; Lepidoptera; Pieridae
Source: the annotation of a GenBank genome assembly